GCCGGAUGUGAACGCCAACCACAUUUUAAACUUCCGGUAUGAUGGCAGUGCAAUGUUGGGCUGUAUGAUAAAGGCAGCGAACUAAUCAGCAUUAUUUCUCCCUUGAAUUUCCAGUCUGUGACCUAAACGUAAAAUGGCCGCUGCGCUCUCCUGCCCCUCGCUGCGCCUCAUCGUCCCCCCUCUUCGUCUGCUGACGGCGGCAAUGUGGCAGGUGGUGCGGCAGAAGAGCGUCAAGGAUUACGGGAUUCUGGAAGACUUUGUGUCUCUGAUGACGGAGGCGGUUCCCCAGUUGCUGACGGAAAAACAGAGGAGCCUGCUGCUGCUUGCGCUCAGGGCCCAGGUGAGCCUUUACGAUGCGGAACCGUACCAGGACAGGAUUCGCUCCAUCUCCGCGGCACCGCUCAAUGUAGGCACCCAGCUGCUCGACUGUGAUUCCGCCUUAUUGACUCUAAGUGAAAAAACCAGCCCGGUGGAUAGACGGGGCCUGUUGCAGGAUGUUUUCAACCACACCUUUGACGAGGCCCUCCAGACUCUUCUCUCCGACUUCCUGGCCCGACUGGAGCAGCUUUUUCCCGUCCCUGACUUCAAACAGGCUGCGUCGUUGCUCAGUGCUGCCCCCACUGGCCUGGCUGACUAUCUCAGUCUGCCUGACAGGGAGGACCUGAAAAUACUUCUGAGUCAUCCGAGCUGUCGGUUGGAUCAAGUCACUCCCGCAGUUGAUUGUGACAGUGAGACCAUCCUCCACUCUGUUUGGUCCCACCCUCUCCUCACAAAGCUGACCAAUCCUGAGCCUCCUCACCUCGGCGAACAAUCAGAUUCCCAUUCUGACACGGGGAGUCCCGCCCUGGAUGACAAUGUGGAGGAAACUGUGAUGAUGGAAGGUGAAGAAGUGGAAAGUGUGGCGAGCCAGACGCCAUCGCCGGCCGACCCCAAGUCGGACCUCAGCUCAGGCGCCGAUUCGGUCACUCUUCUGAACCCGGAGGCCGACGGAGCGAAAGACGCGAACCAAUCGGGACAUGCGUCAGAUCAGCCGUGCUCUGAUGCCAUCUACAGUAUUUCCCAACAUUCCCAGCGAGUGGCUCACAAAUGUCCACAGUGUGGGAAAUAUUUCAUCUACCGCUCUCACGUGCUGCGUCACCUGAGCACCAGCAAGUCGUGCGGCUCCACCUUAGCCAAAGCCGUCGCGGCGCGCCAGGCUGAAGCGCACGCCGACGACGAGGCGCCCCCCUCCUCGGAACGCCAGCACUGGCGAAGCACACUGCGCUUCGCCAGAAGCCACAUGUGUUUCCAGUGCGACGAUGUCUUCGACACCAAAGCCGAGCUGCUGUCGCACCAGCGCAGCCACCGCGCCCGGCCCGUUUUCCGAUGCGGCCGCUGCGACAAGGAGUUCCGUCACCUGUCCACUUUGACCAAUCACAAGCAGACGCACCGGGACGGCGGCGCUUACGUCUGCGGCCAGUGCGACAAAGACUUCGGGUCGGCCAACGAGAGGGACGCCCACCGCCUGCGUCACCGGCCGCCGGACCUCACCUGCACCGUGUGCUCCAAGACGUUCGGCUCCCAGACGCGGCUCUUGCGACAUCUUCAGACGCACACGGCCGAGGGCGCCGAGCUGUGCUACCGUUGCCGUUUCUGUGAGCAGACCUUCUCAGGCGUGACUCAGCUCCGUAUCCACCAGCGCUCUCACACGCCGCGCUCUUUACGCUGCGACAAGUGCGACAAGACCUACGCCACGCUCACCGGCCUCCAGUCCCACCGGGCCAGUCACAACCAAGACAGCCGCUUCCUGUGCCCUCAGUGCGGCAAAUGCUUCAAGACCCGCGACGGGCUGGAGGGCCACCUGAGGACGCACAGCGGCGAGCGGCCGUAUCGCUGCCCCCACUGCUCCAAGGAUUUCACCGCGCUGGCCGGCCUCAACGUGCACGUGCGGCAGCAUACGGGCGAGCGGCCGUACGUGUGCGCGCUUUGCGGCAAGGGAUGGCCGUCCGGGGGCGACCUGCAGAAGCACAUGAGGGUCCAUACGGGCGAGCGGCCGUACGCCUGCGAGGAAUGCGGCAAGUCCUUCGCCAACUCCGGCCACCUGAACGAACAUCGCCGCAUCCACACCGGCGAGAAGCCCUACGUCUGCCCCGAGUGCGGCAAAUGCCUACGGAGGAAGUUCGACUUGAAGAAACACUUGUUGUGUCACAGCAACAAUCGUCCACAUGCCUGCUCGUUGUGUCCCAAGAGCUACACGCGCAGGACUCACCUGAACAGACACCUGCUGACGCACGGGACGGCCGGCGGCGAAGCCACCGCACCCGACCGAGCUUGAGGUGAUUUUUGCCGCUUUCGCCGUCUUUUGAAUGCCAUGCGGCUUUUUCAUGAAUUCCUUCGUAAAUUGUAUGAUUUUAGUUGUGGCAUCAACAACUAUAUUCUUGUGUGGUGUUGCUAAACAAAGCUGCCACAUUGCAAUGAGAAAGAAUCCAUUCAUCACGCACAACUAUGCCACAAAUAAAAA
Hippocampus zosterae (dwarf seahorse) is the source of this 2500-nucleotide messenger RNA. Its product is annotated as zinc finger protein ZFMSA12A-like. Bases 134 to 2314 code for a protein of 726 amino acids. NCBI's taxonomy places the organism in Eukaryota, Metazoa, Chordata, Actinopteri, Syngnathiformes, Syngnathidae. The record is from RefSeq and is a predicted model, not a curated record. The transcript is spliced from 11 exons.